UAUGCGUGGACUUUUUCUGGUACUUUAUAUACAGAUAGCAUUCACCUUAAAGUGUUCAUUUCUUACGAGGGAAAAUGGAUUUCUUUGGACGUUUCCAUACAAAUAGUACGGCGGACACACAGAAUAUGUCAGCAUAUGUGUUCAUCCUUCUGCGUCAAAAGUUUGGGUCAUCAUUGGAAGUUAGUGCUAGGAGAGAAGUAAUGGACCUAACAAACACACUGGCAAAUCAAAUGAGAAAAAAAUGUGACCAGAGCUGUAUGAUGAUAAGUGGAAGUAAAAGAGAAGGAUUCAGGCUAAUGAAGUCAGAUGUAGAUAUUAUGUACUGGACGGAUAACUACCGUGUGAUCUGGGAAGUACACGAGUCUCAAUAUUAUAACAAUCUCAGCAAGGAACUGAUACUCAGUGACGGUUCUGAAAGCCCACCAGGAUUCACCCUGUUAUAUCUUUUUUCACCAAUUUUAAACAGAGAAAUCCAGAGGGCUUGUGUCAAAAUGAAGAAUAGACAUUACAUUUCUAGUUCUAAAUACAAAGCAAUAAAGUGUUCUGAAGAAUUACAGAAAUCGAAUCUCCAUGGACCUUGUGUAAAUAGAUUUCAUGGUAUGCUUGAAUAUGAUUUUGCACACUGUUUUGCAUCGAAAAUUUGGCCUCCAUCUGCAUCUUCAUGGAAAGAAAGAAGCCAUUCAUGGCCACCACAACAUGUUCGUAAUGACAUAAUAAAAAGUGGAUGUCAUUUUGUGGCAAUUGGACAUAAACUAGGAAGGCAUGAUCAUGAACCUAAUGAAUGGAGAAUUUCUUUCUCUUUGGCAGAACAAAAACUUGUGCAUAUAAUGAACCACGCUCAGUUCUUAACAUACGGCUUGCUCAAAUUAUUUUUAGAUAAAAUAAUUAACACGAGAUUAGGUGAUUAUGAUAAAUUAUUAUGUUCUUAUCACAUGAAAACGGCAGUUUUUUGGGCGAUUCAACAAAAUACAAUAUCCAAGUGGUACUCACAUACUCUUCUUGACUGUUCCUGGAUCUGCUUUAAAAUCAUCCUCAAAUGGGUGUAUGAGGGGGUGUGUCCUAACUUUUUUAUUCCAAGUAACAACAUGUUUCUGGGAAAUAUUUAUGGUGAAGGCCAACACGUUUUAUUUACUAGACUCUAUGAAUUUUACGAGAUGGGUAUAAAAGUUAUGCUUGAAACUCUCUCGAUUACGACUUGUGAUGUAUGCAUUCAGUUAAUGUGUGAUCCCAGAAUUUUCUAUUGUGCAGAUGAAGAUACACAGUUGUCUGAGACUGAUUUUGAUGUCAACUUAUUAAGAGAGGUAGAACAACAGGGCUCAUUUUCUGUCUCAAACGUACAAGAAUGCAUUCAGCUUUUCAAUAUAAUAGAACAGACGAUUUCUUCAUCCCUAACAGAGUGCCAAGCUUUUAUGCUACAGAUUAUUACAAAAUCUGUUCUCCAGAAUCUGGUUUUUAUGUCGCAUAUAGAUAUUCAUACAAAAGAAAACAAACUGAAGUACAGAGCUGACAAAAAGUUUCGUUAUAUCCUGAAACCUGCUGCGAAGUUUGGUUGUAUUUCCGACAUGUUAUACGUAGCCAUGUAUCAUUACAAAACAUUUAGAUACCGGGAAGCAUUAGAUUUAAUAGAUGUGAUCAAGGUCAAGCUAGCACAGCCAUACGUGAUGAAGAGUUUUUUAAACGAAGAUGAGGAGAUGUUUACCGAGGUUGUAGGGGAUCAGUCCUGGUCUACAAAAAUGAGAAAAGCUGUAGCAUGGAAUAUCAAACUUAACAAUAACAUUUUUUUCCUCAGAGAACUGAGACCAGAACAACAGUCCAGCCUAGAAAACGGUGUGCCUUGCUUAUAUAUACCACCCUUUGUAAUGUUAUACAUGCUAGAAAUCUUUUGCUGCCGACAGUUUGAUUUCAAAAGAGCACAAAAAGCUUUAGGUAAUUUGCGGGCUUUAGUUCAUUAUGAUCAGAGACAGCACAUACCUCCAAUUGCUAAAAACAUAGCAUGGCAGAUCUUAGGGAUUUGUCAGCAGAUGACAGGGGACCUUCAGGAUGCUUUAGCUUCAUAUCAACAAUCUCUUAGAGAAGAUCAACUCCACAGUAUACAGAGUGCUACAGAAUCGAGAAUCCAUAAACUCCAUCCAUGGAAUGACGCUGCUAUCCAACUUUUGAAGAAAAGUCCAUUAAAUAAAUAUGGAAUUCAGUUUAUUUUUACGUAUUGUGAUAUUGUAUAGGAAACUAACAUAAAAUAGUUUAUCAUCAAUGUAUUUUUAUGAACGAACAUUUUGCUUUAAAGUGAAGCAACAUAUCGGUCAUUGUUUGUAAAUAUGCAUUGUGGUUUUGCUGCCAUUUGACAGCAUAGAUUAUGUCUACUGAAUGAAAUGCUAAAAUAAGAAAUUUGUGCUAAAAAAGAAAAUAUUUCCUUUUUGCAUGAUAUACACAGUUUACAUAAAUAACAUUCUUUUUUUAGAGUAUAAAUUUCCAAUUAAGAAAUGUUUUUAAGUUUUUAUUUGAAUAAUUGGUGUGUGAAUCUAGCGCUUCAUGAAAAAUAUGCCUGUGUGACAAGUCUGUUUGAUUCAUACACCAAUAACUCACACAAAACUUAAAAAAAAAACAUUCAUUAUAUUUACAUUUUUUUUAGGUUUGGAAGCAACAAAAAUAUACUCAGUAAUUUCUCGCUGCUCUAUAUUAUAUUUUUACCAACGUCGCUGUAGCCUUAUUGUGACGUCACGUCAACACACGUUUUUCCGUGUAUAUUUCUACGCGUGAGUAUACACGAAAAUGACUUUCAAAUCAAUUUCACAGUUGGCUUUGUAGUAAAAAACAGCGAAUGUAAAUAUUGUACAUUUCAUGUAUAUAUAAAUAAAUGGAAUCAUUGACAAAGAAUUGGUAUUGAUAUUAUAAAAAAAGUGUUGUGUUCCUAUUCGUGAAAACACCAAUACUUUAGGCAAUUCUACAAAAUAUGCACAUGACUGAUGUACAUAAAAUAUGCUUGAAAGUUUCUGGUAUUGUAUUAAACUGUGGCUAAAUUGAUUGGUAGUGAUGGUGAGGCUGUCCUUGCUACAGGAUGUUAGUUCUGUUUAUUUUGGAACAGAAAAUAAUUAUAGGAAAAGUAUAGAAUGCAUGUUAUUUUUUUCAUUAUCUUAAUUCAUGCAUGGAUAAAUACCAUUUAUACUCUCAAACUUGUUAUCUAUAAUGAUGAAUAUGCUACGAUUUUCGAGACUGAUUUUGAUGUGAAAAGCAACUUUGACUUGAUACCAACAUUAAAUCUUUCUUAAAUUCGUAAAUUGAAAUAUCUAGGUAUAAGUUAAUGAGUUCAUCCUUGUAAAUUUAACAAGUCAUAAUGCUUAGAAAACAAUGAGAUGUUUAUCUUUAAGAACAUAUGCAACAUACAGCCUACUCCGGAUAUAUUGAAAUUUAGGGGACCAUGCAAAUUAUUUCAAUAUAUCCGCAAUUCAAUAUAAGCGAAAUCAUAAAGCCGCCAUUUUUAGAAGUUCAAUCCGGAUCCAAAAUAAAGAAGAACAAACCCGAACAAAUUUAUUUUGUUCUCGUUUAUCUAUAACAGUGAACAGGUUACAUAGAAUAUGAGUCCUUGAAAGUUUAAAUAUUUUUUUUUUAUUUCUGUUACAUCGAAAAGAUAAUCUUCAACCUCAUUAUUAUUCCCCUAUCGCAUUUAUUUGCGUUUUAGAAAAUUAACCGGACGUUCUAAAACGUUCUGCUGAAUGCUGCUUGUAUAUCAUCGUAAGUGUAUUUGGGUUAAUCCCUUAGUUAUUUCUAAUUUAGGCAUACCAAUAGUCAUUAACAGCAUGCAUUUAAUUUCAAAGUUAUGUUUUUUUUUUCUAGAUCUGUGGGGGUUACUAUUAUAAUAUUACGUUUAGCUGUUUAGCCUCGAUAUGUCCGUAUUAUAUACAUGGACGCAAAGAAUUUAACAGUGAAGAAUUUUAUUUCGUAAGAACAUGCAGUAUAAAAACACAUAAGGUGAAAACUCAAUUAUUCACACCUUUGUAUAUCACCUGGUCAAUCAGGCAUAAUUACUGUCACCAACGACAGCUGCCAGGGAGUACGUCAAUAUAACCGUUAUGAAAACAACUCAUUAUCACCUGUGAGGAACGAUCAGUAGCUUCAAUAUAAGCGAAAUUUCAAUAUAUCCGAUUUCAAUAUAACCGUUAUUUUAAUGCAAAGAAUAUGAGAGGCAAAAACGGGGGACUUAUUUCUAUUUCAAAAUAAGCGGAAUUUCAAAAUAAGUGAGUUCAAUAUAAGUGGAGUAAGCUGUAUUUUGAUCCUAAUUGUCAUUUUACUUGGAGUUAACUAGAACCAAAUCUUAUAUACGUGUACUACUUUUUGAAUAUCUAUGUAUGGCGCUGAAAACUUUUUUUGAAAUAAAUGUAAAUAAUUU
Messenger RNA from Saccostrea cuccullata (small rock oyster), 4384 nucleotides. RefSeq lists its product as uncharacterized. The record is from RefSeq and is a predicted model, not a curated record. Lineage: Eukaryota; Metazoa; Mollusca; Bivalvia; Ostreida; Ostreidae. The transcript is spliced from 2 exons. The coding region runs from base 75 to 2222 and encodes 715 amino acids.